ACCUGCACACGGAAGCCGUACAAGCAGCCUUGGCCAAGUACAAAGAACGGAAGAUGCCCAUGCCUUCCAAACGGAGGUCCGUGUUAGUGCAGUCCUCCGUGGAAGCAUGUACCCCCCCAGACACCUCAUCGGCUUCAGAAGACGAGGGCUCACUCCGCCGGCAGGGCCGGCUGGCCACCUCCACGCCGUACCAGCCCCACCCCGGCGUAGAGCACUGGUUUAACAGGGUCAUCCAGGGCUCGUCCACUUCAUCUUCCGCAUCUUCCACCUCAUCCCACCCAGGAGGAAGGCCCCACACAGCCGCCGUCGCCGUGCUGGCAGAUCUCAUGGCACACACCCAGCUAGGUUAGUAACAGUCUCA
Molecule: messenger RNA, 361 nt
Organism: Paramormyrops kingsleyae
Lineage: Eukaryota; Metazoa; Chordata; Actinopteri; Osteoglossiformes; Mormyridae
Source: RefSeq, a predicted model, not a curated record